Owenia fusiformis is the source of this 2276-nucleotide messenger RNA. NCBI's taxonomy places the organism in Eukaryota, Metazoa, Annelida, Polychaeta, Sabellida, Oweniidae. The record is from the annotation of a GenBank genome assembly.
CGCAUUUUCUGUUCGCAUUUGUAAUGCAGCAGAAAAACAAAAAUGGAAAUUAUUUUUCUCUUCGUUGUUUUGAGUUUUGUGACGAAUGUAGUCAUUGGACAACCAUUUUUUCCUCAACCAGAGCAAGUUCAUCUAUCAUAUGCAGGUAAUCCUACAGAAAUGGUAGUGACCUGGGUGACCCAAUCUGCUACCAACUCCAGUAUUGUACAAUUUGGCAUUGCAAAGCCAACACAGGCUAUUAUUGGUAAACAGGAGCUCUUCAAGGAUGGAGGUUCAGAAGCAAGAUUAUUCUAUAUUCAUAGAGUGACGCUCUUUCAUUUAACUCCAGGGAUGUCAUACAAAUAUAGGUGUGGCAGUGAACUUGGGUGGAGUGACAUGUAUUCAUUUACUGCCAUGCAGAGUGGAACAAACUGGUCCCCACGAUUUGCCUUAUAUGGAGAUAUGGGCAAUACAAAUGCCAAGUCUGUAAGUUGGUUGCAGCAGGAAGCCCAGGAUGGAAACAUUGAUGCAAUUUUACAUGUGGGUGACUUUGCCUACAACAUGGACACUGAUAAUGCAAGGACAGGGGAUGAGUUUAUGAGACAGAUUGAGCCUAUAGCUGCCUAUGUACCUUACAUGACCUGUGUUGGCAAUCACGAGAAUGCUUAUAAUUUCUCCAACUAUCGCAAAAGGUUCACAAUGCCAGGUGGAGAUGGAGACGGAUUAUUCUUCAGUUUUGAUAUAGGUCCAGUUCACAUCAUAUCAUUCUCUACAGAGGUCUACUAUUAUGUACAGUAUGGCUGGAUGCAGAUUGUAAACCAGUACAAAUGGCUGGAAGAAGACUUAAAGAAAGCUAACCUGCCAGAGAAUCGUUCUAAGCGUCCCUGGAUCAUCACCAUGGGGCACCGACCUAUGUAUUGUUCCAAUAGUGAUGACCCCCCUCUGUGUACUAAUGUAGAGAACCCAGUUAGAAUUGGUAUUCCAUAUAUAAAGGCGUUUGGUCUUGAGGAUCUGUUCUACAAGUAUGGGGUAGAUUUACAGUUCUAUGCACAUGAGCAUUCCUAUGAGAGAUUGUACCCAGUAUACAACAGAACCGUGUGUAAUGGUACUUCUAGUGACCCUUAUAAGAACCCUAGAGCACCUGUUCACAUUGUUACAGGGUCAGCGGGUUGCACAGAGGGGGAAGACCCAUUUAUCCCACUAGGGCUACCCUGGAGUGCAUUCAGAAGUGAUGACUAUGGCUAUACCAGGAUGAGGGUUGUAGAUGACCAGAAGUUGUACAUGGAGCAGGUCUCUGUUGACAAGAAGGGAACGGUUGUAGACAAAGUGCUGAUUACAAAGGAAAAACAUGGGAUGGGACUCUAUGACUGCCAUCAAGGACGCUAAUACUUUAGACUAUAUUUUCUUGCCAAAUUGAGUCUAUCUAACUGAGAAAUGAACAAGAAACAUUCAAACGAGAUUUGAAGUUCCCACAGUUUAGUGUAUAGGAAAACAAUUGAUUGUAUUAGAAAAAAGUCACUGUUACCAGUGCCAUAUGAUACAUAUCAUGUGUGUGUGCAUCAAAAUAUCAACAAUAUCAUCAAUAUUCAAAAAUCAAUAAAGCCAGUUCCUCAAAAUCUUUAUACAAUAGUAUAACAGAGUAGAAAUGAAUUAUGAUAGUCAUAUUCAUUGCUUCAGUUAUAAGAUAGCAAUUGGGACAAUACGCUGCAGUGGUGGUUAUUGUAAAUGUAAUGUUGAAAUAGUGCAAUAGGAUACAAUAAUCAGGGAUGCAAAUAUGCAUUCCAUCUGCAGUAAUGUAAAAAUCAAAACAAGCAGCAUUGGCUCUCAGUAUUCCUUUAUGAACUAUAUCUUGGUUGUCAAUUGGGGCAUGGACCUACUCCUUUUAUAUGGCAUCAAACUCAACAUGAUCAGUUAAUGUCAAUUAUUUGAUAUACUAAUAUAGAUUGUGUAAUACUAUUUGACUACCAGAUAUUGCUCAGAUUCUAGUUGUUACCAGUAGGCAAUUUAAUUAACUUUCUUUUAAGAUAAGACCCAUGGGCCUUUACUAAGAGGAAGCAUGAAAAUGUAGGUCUUACUGUCAGUAAUUAGACCUUAUAACAUGAAAAUCUGGUAAGUUGAAUUAUAAAUGAACAGCUGAGGUCAAUCCAUAGAUGGAGCAGGACAAUGCAAAAUACAAUGAAUGUUAAUUAUGUUAUUUCUACAAAUGUUCUCUAUUAUAAGAGUAAUUUCUACCAUAUAUUUGGAUCACUCUUGGUCCUUCCACUUGGAUUGACACAUGGGGUGCUUUAGAAAUAAUU